Raphanus sativus (radish) is the source of this 605-nucleotide messenger RNA. RefSeq lists its product as uncharacterized. The transcript is spliced from 2 exons. The record is from RefSeq and is a predicted model, not a curated record. NCBI's taxonomy places the organism in Eukaryota, Viridiplantae, Streptophyta, Magnoliopsida, Brassicales, Brassicaceae. Bases 70 to 432 code for a protein of 120 amino acids.
CGACACCCAAAUCCUAAAGCCCCCCCUUCUCUCCCGAAACCCUAAUAUCGCAUCUUCUCUAGCGAAACGAUGGCGAAAUCAAUGAGAUGCAAGAGGGUGAAGAGAUUGAGAGCUAUUAGAAGAGAAAUAGUGGAGAAGGAAGCAUUCACUCUAACAAGAGACGACGCCAAGUCCGCCGCCAUCGAAGCCGCACUCGCCGCCCCCAAACUACCUGUUCGUCAGCCACCUCCUUCUCCGUUCAUGGAAGUGGCGGCGCCGACACCUGAGUCCACCUCUGCCUCCGGCACUAUGGCCAACGAUAUGGAUGUGGAAAUGGAUGGUGAGAAGCGUAACAAGUCUCUUAAACCCAUUGGGAAGAAGUUGAAGAAGAAGUUUAAGUUGGGCAUGAAGAAUCGUCGCAGCAAGGGUGUCCUUCGAGGCAAGCGAGUCUAAGUUCUCAAGUUUUGUUUUGUUUCUUGUUCUGUUUCACAUCUCAUAUCUAUGUUCCCAGGUUCUUAGAAAAUGGCUUAUUUUGUAUCUUUUUUUUUGUGGUGAACUUGGGAGUAUUAUAGAGACCCCCUAUAAACGUGAUUUUGAUUUCUGAACCUAAAGACUUAUCUGAUUAA